Messenger RNA from Cuscuta epithymum, 7665 nucleotides. Lineage: Eukaryota; Viridiplantae; Streptophyta; Magnoliopsida; Solanales; Convolvulaceae. The record is from the annotation of a GenBank genome assembly.
GUGAUGUUAUACUCGGCCAAAUGAGGUGUAUAAGGUGUCCUUGGAUAGCUUUUGAAGUCUAUUUUUAUAAUUGAGUGGUCUCAGUUCGAGAGGAGAGAGUAAUCAUCCAAAAAUCGAUCUGGAACGAGCAGUGGUCUGUGAACUCGAGCUGUGAGAGUGCUGAGACUGUUUGGUUGAUAUCUCGAGUUUUACCAAUCAAAUUAAGGCGUGUGAGAUACCAAAAGAAAGCUCUCAAGACGAGGAAUCCGUGAAGGUCUGGUUUGCAUCAAUCGGAGUAGAGGAAGGCUUCCAAAUCGUCCGAGCAGAACGCGACCUCGCAGGGACGGAUUUACUCUUCUAAGAAUCGAGUUAGCCGGAAAACACCCGUUCUAGGGGCUGUUUUCGUAUCAACGAUUAGGGGUUGAAAUAGCAACUUGAGGAGGCUGUUUAGCACCCAUUUCUAAGCAAGGAAUCAGUUCUCAAGCUUCCUUGGCCGAGGCUUUAGCCAUUGGAUCGAGAAGGAAGGUUUUAAAGCUCAUUUGAGGUGAGGACCGACAUCUAGUUGCUUACAACUUGUAGGUUAAGCAUGAGAUUACCUAAAUGCCAAAAUCAUGUUUUCCAUAGAUUAUGAUGAUAAAUUAUUGAUGGAAUAUUGAUCUAUUUUCCAAAGAAUGAAAUGAGAAAUGAUUUGGUAAAGUAUUGAUAAAAAUGGAGUUAAAUGAACUAUUGUGUGAAAUAGUCACUCUACUCAUGUGUGAAUUGUGUGGAUACAUAAAUGAUUAUUUAUGUAUUACAUUGAAUGAUUAAGUUGCUGCUACAUAUCUCUAAAUAUGUAGGGUUUUACAAAUGGAAUAUAUGAUGGAUAAGAAUAAUCUUAAUAGUAUUGAAAUACUAGUUAAUGAUUGUUGUAAUUGUUAAGGGAAUUGAAUCUAAGGAUUUGAUUAUAAUUGAUGUACUUGAUUUUGAUGCAAGUGACAAAUUUGAUGUAAUGUGAUGCUAAGACCAUGGUUGGGCAGUCCGUAGGGAUGUCCCAAAAUAGAUUAUUGAUAUUACAAUUCUAGGCAUAGUGAGUGCUUAGGAAUUGGGGUCUAUGCCAAUGUAAGGAGAUGUACUUGAGCCCGUGCUCAUAGAAUUGCAUUGGGUAGACAUGAUGAGGUGAUUGUCGUGCAUGGUGAUGUAGUUGAGUUGGACUCAAGAAAUGCACGGUGGAGUAGUUAGCUUAUGUUAAUAAGGGUGCAUGGUGAUGUAGUCGAGUUGGACUCGAGAAUGCAAACAUGUGUGUUAGGGUUGAACCCUAUGUAUUGUUGUGACUAGGGGUCACGGGAUUUUUGGGGUAUGUUUGAUAAAUGAUACACUUGUAAUUUCCGUAUGUAUGUUUACGUUUUUAGCUAGUUUUGGUUGUUUAGUAUUUCGGAAAUUACACACUUUUGGUGUAAUAGUUUAGUUUGUUGAAUUCUUGUAAAUUGUUUAGAUUAGGUUUAUUCUGAGCUCAAACAGGUCUACUAUCACUCAAAGGACGGUUGGUGAACCCCAAAAGUGGAAGGAAAGUGCAAAGUCACAAGACAAAAGGGAAGAUCCUGAUUUUUGGUCUAUACUCGAUCGAGUAUCUGUAUAUACUCGAUCGAGUAUCUUGUUGAAAUUUCAAAUCGGAUCCGAUCCGGGGGCAAAGGAACAUGCAAGGAAAGAUUUGGCCACGUUUUAUUGUCAUACUCGAUCGGGUACACCGACAUACCCGAUCGAGUAUACAUAUGAAUUUGAACCUGAAUUCGGUCGAGUAUAGCUCAAAAUCAUCAUUCUGCACAUACUCGAUCGAGUAUCUAUCUAUACUCGAUCGAGUACCCGAGCUGCACUCCCAAAAAGCCUAUAAAUACACCCCCUUUCCUUCACAAUAAAAACACCAAUUCCUAUAUACUCUUAAGCUCAGUUUAGAAUAGCAUUUUUCUAUAUUUCUUUUGGCAUGUUUAGUCUCCAAAUGAGGAGCUAAACUUCCAUUUCUUGGUGUUGCUCUUGAAGCUUGUUGAUUAUUAAAGUUGUGAGUUAUUUUCUUAACUUCUUUCCUUGAAUAUUAAUGCUUCUCUUAAAUACUAUUUCUAUAUCAAUGUUGGGGAGUGUUGCUAAGAUGACAAUUAGUUAACAUCUUGACAUUGGUCUUAGUAAUAGUUAUUCCUUCCUCUAUGUUAAUAUUGGGGAGUGUUACUAAGAUGACAAUUAGUUAACAUCUUGAUAUUAACUAUAGUAGGAUUCAUUUUCCUUAAUAUUCUUCCUUGAGUAUUAAUUAAUCCUUAAUCAUAUUGCAUAUUAAUAUUUUGAACAUUACUUAAAGGAUCAACUAGUUUUGUUUCAAAUAUUAAUUAUUACUAGAAACGAUCAACGAACCGAUGGUUAAUCGUUGAUGGUUUCACAAGUAAGUAACUUCGGUUUAUUAAUGCACGGUCGUGGUUAAUAAACUUAAGAGGGAUUAAUUUUGUUGGUUAAACCGAGACCGUUGUGUUGAGGUUAUCAAUCUCAAUUGAUUUCAUCAAGGAAUUAAAAGAUUAAAUGCUACUAUCAAGUCGGUAUAUGGCGUUGUUCUAUACUUGACUAAUAGUAAGGGUUAUUAAUGAACGGUCGUUGUUAAUAACUAUCCUCGAUGAAUUGGAUAUACUCCUCGAUUGAGUAUUCGAGAGGAAAUAAGUUAUAGAUAUAACAAUGAUCGACUAAAAUAUAUCAACAAGUGUAAAGUAGCAAUACCAAGUCCCUUUUAUCUUUGAAUUAAAUCACAUAUAACUCGUUCAUCUUCGUGUUUAAUUUAAUUAAAUCAUUCAACCCAAAACCCCCCCUUUAUUUACUCCUUUCGUUAAAAAGAUAAAUUAUUCCUUUCCCUGUAGAUACGAACUCUACUACGCUAUACUACGUAUAAGUGCUAGUAUUGAAUUUACUUUGAGUGCACUCACGACAAAGUGCACGUUAAAUUUGGCGCCGUUGCCGGGGAAAGGCAAUUAUUUUUCUUUUUAUUUUAUCUCAUAAAAAUCAAAAACAAAAAAAAAAUAAUAAAAAAAAUAUAAAAAAAAAAAAAAACUUACUCUUCUAUUUUCUGAGCUUACAUGAGUUAUGAGUAUAUGGAUGCCAACAUAUCAUCCUUAGAGAGUCAAAUUUCCUUCUUGACUUCUCUAAUAAAGGAAUUUAUUUUAAACUCGGAAGCUCAAGAUGCCAACACAUGCAACAUUUGCAUGUCUCACAGACAUCUUACGGAUUUCUGCCCAAAGCUCCAAGAUGAAUACCUUAAAAGUGAUGAUGUUGGUUACAAAAGGGAUGAACCUCACAUGAGGUAUGAUCCGUUCUCCAACUCUAACAUGUCUACGGAGGAUAUGGUCCGGGCUAUUGCUACCAACAUGACCACCAUGCAAAACAACAUGGUACAAUUCCAAAAUGAGACCAAGUCUAGCAUUUUAAACUUGGAAACUCAAAUGAGUCAAAUAGCCGGAGCCGUGAGUAGGCUUGAAACAAGGGAUUCAGAAAAUCUUCCUUCUCAAAUAGAAUGUGAUCCUAAACAGCAAACUUUUGCAAUCACAUUUACAAAUGAAAAGGAGAUACAAAAGGAGAUCCAGAAUCCAGAAGAAGUAGAAGAAGAAAAAGACACGGAGCUCCAACUGGUCAAAGAAGAGGAUAAGCCGAGCUUCAAAUUCAAACUUAUGUCAUUGUCAUCCUUUGAGGUAUCUCCAUCAUCCCUGGACGCUUUAAGAGAAACUCAUAAACUUGAAAAGGACAAUGACAUUUCUGAAAUCUCCUUCAAAAUUGAGGGAUCGAAAAACUUUUCAUUGACCAUACUACAUGAUAAUUUCUUCCCCUUCCUCCCACCACAUAAAUCAAUGAAAAUCUGGAUAUUUGAUCCUGGAAAGAUUUCCAAAGUGGAGAGUCGAGAAAUUGAGCACUCCUAUGGAGGUCCUAGGAGUGAAAAUUUGAAGAAAAUUAAUUAUCAUGAUCCAAGCUUGAACGAUUGAACACAAUGAUGGCGUCGUGCCGCGACGUUAAAUUAGGCGCUUCUUGGGAGGCAACCCAAGCAAGGUAUGUUUUCUUUUCAUGUUUAUUUCAGUUUGUGUGCGUGUGCAAAAAAAAAAAAGGAGAGAAAAAAAAGGUGUACUUGGAGACAUACCCGAUCGAGUAUAAGUCAAUACUCGGUCGAGUAUGUCUGGAAAAUCAAAACCACGAGCAGCCUGUCUCCUAUACCCUAUCGAGUAUCUAUCAAUACUCGGUCGAGUAUCACUGGAAAAGCCAUAUUUGCACCCCCUAUCUCCAGUACCCGAUCGGGUAUAGAGAGGCACCCGAUCGGAUAUACCUGCGAUUUAACCCCAAAACACACCCCAAAACACUUCAUCUUCUCCAAACACCCAUACCAACCUCGACCCCUUCUCCCAAAAACUCCAUUUUUCUACCUUCUCUCUACCAUAUCUCCAUCAUUUCCCCACCAAAACACCCACAACCCACCAAAAAUCAAAAUCACCCUACUCCACAAACAACAAAAGCCGAAAUUGGGCACUAGGGACAGUGCUUGAACUAAGUGUGGGGGAGGAGACUCAUCAUGGGUAUGUAAUCUUAUUUUCUACCUUUUACUACGCAUGAACUUCUUUAAAAAAAAAAACAAAAAAAAAACAAAAAAAAACAAAAAAAAAUGAAGAAAAGAAAUGCUAGUUAGGUUGAAAACCCAACAAAAUGGGCAAUCUAAGCAAAAAAAGGCUUGUGAAAAAUGAUGAGUGAGUUGGGAGAAUGGAAAAUGAAAAGAGAUGCUAGGAUGAAAACCUGAAAAGGCUCCUAGGCAAAAUGAGAGAUAUGAGAGAAAUAUUUAUUUUUGCAUGCACUCAUUUAAUCUCUUUGGAGAAAAAGAAGAGAAGAAAAAGAAGAAAAAAAAAGGCAAGAAGAUGGAGCAUAGAAGAUCAUUAAACCCAAGAAAGAAUGUUGUUGUAAAAACUCAUUUUUUCCCUUGGUGGUCUUAGUUUCCUUCUUUCUUGAACUUUUGGAAAACUCUUAAACCGGUUGGAUGUUUCUGUUUUACUCGAGGUCGAGUAAAGAACUAAGUGUGGGGGAGUUGAUACACUUGUAAUUUCCGUAUGUAUGUUUACGUUUUUAGCUAGUUUUGGUUGUUUAGUAUUUCGGAAAUUACACACUUUUGGUGUAAUAGUUUAGUUUGUUGAAUUCUUGUAAAUUGUUUAGAUUAGGUUUAUUCUGAGCUCAAACAGGUCUACUAUCACUCAAAGGACGGUUGGUGAACCCCAAAAGUGGAAGGAAAGUGCAAAGUCACAAGACAAAAGGGAAGAUCCUGAUUUUUGGUCUAUACUCGAUCGAGUAUCUGUAUAUACUCGAUCGAGUAUCUUGUUGAAAUUUCAAAUCGGAUCCGAUCCGGGGGCAAAGGAACAUGCAAGGAAAGAUUUGGCCACGUUUUAUUGUCAUACUCGAUCGGGUACACCGACAUACCCGAUCGAGUAUACAUAUGAAUUUGAACCUGAAUUCGGUCGAGUAUAGCUCAAAAUCAUCAUUCUGCACAUACUCGAUCGAGUAUCUAUCUAUACUCGAUCGAGUACCCGAGCUGCACUCCCAAAAAGCCUAUAAAUACACCCCCUUUCCUUCACAAUAAAAACACCAAUUCCUAUAUACUCUUAAGCUCAGUUUAGAAUAGCAUUUUUCUAUAUUUCUUUUAGCAUGUUUAGUCUCCAAAUGAGGAGCUAAACUUCCAUUUCUUGGUGUUGCUCUUGAAGCUUGUUGAUUAUUAAAGUUGUGAGUUAUUUUCUUAACUUCUUUCCUUGAAUAUUAAUGCUUCUCUUAAAUACUAUUUCUAUAUCAAUGUUGGGGAGUGUUGCUAAGAUGACAAUUAGUUAACAUCUUGACAUUGGUCUUAGUAAUAGUUAUUCCUUCCUCUAUGUUAAUAUUGGGGAGUGUUACUAAGAUGACAAUUAGUUAACAUCUUGAUAUUAACUAUAGUAGGAUUCAUUUUCCUUAAUAUUCUUCCUUGAGUAUUAAUUAAUCCUUAAUCAUAUUGCAUAUUAAUAUUUUGAACAUUACUUAAAGGAUCAACUAGUUUUGUUUCAAAUAUUAAUUAUUACUAGAAACGAUCAACGAACCGAUGGUUAAUCGUUGAUGGUUUCACAAGUAAGUAACUUCGGUUUAUUAAUGCACGGUCGUGGUUAAUAAACUUAAGAGGGAUUAAUUUUGUUGGUUAAACCGAGACCGUUGUGUUGAGGUUAUCAAUCUCAAUUGAUUUCAUCAAGGAAUUAAAAGAUUAAAUGCUACUAUCAAGUCGGUAUAUGGCGUUGUUCUAUACUUGACUAAUAGUAAGGGUUAUUAAUGAACGGUCGUUGUUAAUAACUAUCCUCGAUGAAUUGGAUAUACUCCUCGAUUGAGUAUUCGAGAGGAAAUAAGUUAUAGAUAUAACAAUGAUCGACUAAAAUAUAUCAACAAGUGUAAAGUAGCAAUACCAAGUCCCUUUUAUCUUUGAAUUAAAUCACAUAUAACUCGUUCAUCUUCGUGUUUAAUUUAAUUAAAUCAUUCAACCCAAAACCCCCCCUUUAUUUACUCCUUUCGUUAAAAAGAUAAAUUAUUCCUUUCCCUGUGGAUACGAACUCUACUACGCUAUACUACGUAUAAGUGCUAGUAUUGAAUUUACUUUGAGUGCACUCACGACAAAGUGCACGUUAAUAAACAAACCUUGGGCCUACGGGCCGACUACUUGACUUUAUAUAUAAAGUAAGUAUAUUUUUAAAAAGGGGUAACUUGGGGUUACGGCCUAGAUUAUACUAUCACCCUAUUUGAGGGUCUUGUGUUUGAAAUACUUGUUGUAUAUCUAUUAGAUGCCAUCCACACCAGCACUUUAUAGCCCUAUAGAGUGCUGACCCUUCGGGGGCGUCCCACCACCAUUUUUCAGGUUGAGGCUAGAGCUUGCUUCCUGUGCUCGUUGCUCGAGGGAUCAUCUAGGAGGGAAGACUUGGUUCGUGCUUCCUCCAUUCAGUUUUAAACAUUAAUAAACAUGCUCGUGGAUAUUUUACUAUGGAGCCUGCGUGCUCAUGAAUAGCCCGGUGUGGCCUUUUUGUUUUAAACAAUGUUUUCCGCUGCAUUAUGAAUUACUUACUAUGUUUGUUUAUGGAUGGCUUACGUGUGAAUGAUAUUCGAGACGCCUUGUAUAAUAUGAAUGUGUUGGACUGCGGUUGACUAUUCGUAUUGUACGGCGGGUUGUUGACGUGUCCGGGGAGGUCCGGGGCGUGACAUUAGUACAUGGGUAAGGAUGCGUACAUCUGACCCCCCUUUUACCCACCGUUGGUGGGAGCCUUUGCUGCACCGGAGUAAUGUUGCUGCUGAUGAUGAUGACAUGGCUAAGAAUUAAUGAAAAUUAUCUUCGCUGAAAAGAAAAUAGGAAUAUGACGUCUGAUAUAUAUGAGCUCAAGUUUAGUCACUAGGAGUAGUGUAUCGUUGCAAAAUUCAGAUGAAUGAUGUAUACAUAUUCUUCAUAAGCAUCAAAGGAACCUCCACUUUCAAUUUUAAUUGAGAUCAUAACUCGGCAAACUGAAACAUUUAAUGUUAUUAAGAUGUUCAAGAGAAUGUAUUUUGUGUAAAAGGUCACAAUUUGAAUUAGAUGAAAAUGCUGAAUCUGACCGCAUAUUAGUCUUUAAUUCACAAUCUAUCGGAUCCAACAUGUAAUCAUUAAUAUUAUCAAGCUUAUUG